Ornithorhynchus anatinus (platypus) is the source of this 613-nucleotide messenger RNA. RefSeq names its product ubiquitin A-52 residue ribosomal protein fusion product 1 (gene UBA52). The transcript has 5 exons. Gene Ontology annotation, biological process: modification-dependent protein catabolic process; translation; protein ubiquitination. Gene Ontology annotation, cellular component: nucleus; ribosome; cytoplasm. The record is from RefSeq and is a predicted model, not a curated record. Lineage: Eukaryota; Metazoa; Chordata; Mammalia; Monotremata; Ornithorhynchidae. Gene Ontology annotation, molecular function: structural constituent of ribosome; protein tag activity; ubiquitin protein ligase binding. Bases 136 to 522 code for a protein of 128 amino acids.
GGAUUGUGACGUAGAGGGGCGGCCGGGCGCAGGCGCAGAUGACCAUUAAGCAACGGUUUCCGUUUCCGCCACCCUCUCUUUCUCGUCAGCGAGGCGGCCUAGCCGGCACCGGGCGAAAAGACAAACGCCGCAGAGAUGCAGAUUUUCGUGAAGACCCUGACGGGCAAGACCAUCACCCUCGAAGUCGAGCCCAGCGAUACGAUCGAAAAUGUUAAGGCCAAGAUUCAGGAUAAGGAGGGCAUUCCGCCGGAUCAGCAACGUUUGAUUUUCGCUGGCAAGCAGCUAGAGGAUGGCCGCACGCUUUCAGACUACAACAUCCAAAAAGAAUCCACUCUGCAUCUGGUGCUCCGUCUCCGCGGUGGCAUUAUCGAGCCUUCACUUCGCCAACUUGCACAGAAGUAUAACUGCGAUAAAAUGAUCUGUCGCAAGUGCUAUGCCCGCCUGCACCCACGUGCGGUGAAUUGCCGUAAGAAGAAGUGUGGCCAUACCAACAAUCUGCGCCCGAAGAAGAAGGUCAAAUAAACGGCAAUUUCUGUGGUUAGGCUUGCCCACAGAGUUCGUCAAAGGUCUGAAUGUGCUCCGACCUAAUAAAAUCCUCUCUGACUUGAGGAGA